AUGAAAUUUCAAGGAUUCAAGGGUUUGACAAAAGAGGAGUACACAAAAGAGUUGGUGACAAAAUAUAUCACUGUAGAGCAUGAUGUUGAUGAUGAUAGUUGUGGUAUCAAAAAAGGAAGACAGUUUGCAAUAAUAGAUAGAGAUUCACAACGUUUGAUUGGUGAUAUCUACUUGAAACAAGAUCAAGAAGGUCCUAAUCAAUAUUGCUAUUGGAUCGGUUAUACUAUUCAUCCUGACCACUCUAGAAGAGGUUAUGCUUUUGAAGUAGUAGAUGGUGUUAUUAAUUAUCUUAAACAACAACAACAGCAAAAUAAUCAUGAUGAUAGUAAUAAAACAACAAAUAAAUUAAUAAUAAUUAAAGCAGGAAUAGAUCAAAACAAUAGUGGAUCAAUUAAUUUAGUUAAAAAGUUGGGAUUUACUUAUUUGAAUCAUGAAGAUGGUGAAGAUAUCUAUCAAUUAACAUUGUAA
Molecule: messenger RNA, 468 nt
Organism: Heterostelium album PN500
Lineage: Eukaryota; Evosea; Eumycetozoa; Acytosteliales; Acytosteliaceae
Product: GNAT family N-acetyltransferase
Exons: 1
Coding region: 1-468 (155 amino acids)
Molecular function (GO): acyltransferase activity, transferring groups other than amino-acyl groups
Source: RefSeq, a predicted model, not a curated record